Molecule: messenger RNA, 1645 nt
Organism: Magnolia sinica
Lineage: Eukaryota; Viridiplantae; Streptophyta; Magnoliopsida; Magnoliales; Magnoliaceae
Product: probable lactoylglutathione lyase, chloroplastic
Exons: 9
Coding region: 106-1218 (370 amino acids)
Cellular component (GO): cytoplasm
Molecular function (GO): lactoylglutathione lyase activity; metal ion binding
Source: RefSeq, a predicted model, not a curated record
AAAGCAACAGGCGAGUGAGAAGAAAUCAAAGCUCCCCUCUCUCUGAGGAUAUAAACGGCAGUAGCAGAGAGAGAGAGAGAGAGAGAGAGAGUGAGAGAGUGUGUGAUGGCUAGUGCUUUUCCCAGUCCCAUGACUUCUUUCUCUCUACAGUUCUCAUCAUUCCGCCCUCUUUCAAUCUCCUCUUUCGCAUUCUCAGCAUCCUCUCGAUUCGGCGUCUCUAUCACAGCCUCAAACCCUUCUCGAUGUCUCUCUCUCUUCCAUCUCGGCAGUGCUAUUCCACAGGCACAGUUAUUUGGGGCAAAAGCUUCUAAGUUGAUAAGAACAGUAGGAAACUGUAUAGAGGCUGGUGCAACCUGGAAUACAGUACAGGCAAGCACAACCAUCAGUGAAGAAGAUGGCCUAGAGUGGGUGAAAAAGGAUAGAAGGAGACUGCUUCAUGUUGUUUAUCGUGUUGGGGAUUUGGACAAGACUAUAAAAUUCUAUACAGAGUGCUUAGGAAUGAAGUUGUUAAGGAAGCGUGAUAUUCCUGAGGAGAGAUACACAAAUGCUUUUCUUGGAUAUGGGCCUGAAGAUUCCCAUUUUGUAGUUGAGCUCACUUACAAUUACGGAGUAGACAAGUAUGAUAUUGGGACUGGUUUUGGUCACUUUGGUAUCGCAGUUGAGGAUGUUUCAAAGACAGUGGAUCUUAUAAAAGCUAAAGGGGGGAAAGUAACGAGAGAACCUGGUCCUGUCAAAGGUGGCAAGAGUGUAAUUGCUUUUAUUGAAGAUCCCGAUGGUUAUAAGUUUGAGCUUUUGGAAAGGGGGCCUACACCAGAGCCUUUGUGUCAAGUAAUGCUUCGUGUAGGAGAUCUAGAUCGUUCCAUAAGGUUCCACGAGAAGGCUUUCGGUAUGGUGCUUCUUUGCAAAAGGGAUAAUCCAGAGUACAAGUAUACAAUAGCCAUGAUGGGUUAUGGCCCUGAAGAUAAAAAUGUUGUGCUGGAGUUGACUUACAACUAUGGAGUUAAAGAAUAUGACAAAGGAAAUGCUUAUGCGCAGAUUGCAAUAGGCACAGAUGAUGUCUAUAAAACUGCAGAAGCAAUUAAGCUCAAUGGGGGGAAGAUUACUCGUGAACCUGGACCUUUACCUGGUAUUAACACCAAGAUUACUGCCUGCUUGGAUCCUGAUGGUUGGAAAUCGGUCUUUGUUGAUAACAUAGACUUUGCGAAGGAAUUGGAGUGAGUAGAGACAGGCACUAUAUGCCCAAGCUUCUCAUGGACAUAUCUGCAGAGCUUUCAAACUGUUUUUUCACUUAACCAGGCCCUUUUGCAAAUUGAUUCCACCAAAAGUCUCAUAAGAGAAUUUGCCGGUCCCAGCUUGUAGAUAGGUUAUUUCCCUUACCACAGUAACAGUAUUAGCAAGCAUCUUUCCUUUGUUUCCACAACAAUUUGGGCAUAUGAGAUUUUCCUCACCUGUUAUUUGAUUUAAAUCUUGUCUGUGCUCCAUCAUCCUGAUUUCUUUAUCAUGUUAAGUACAAAUAGGAUUUCAGAUGUGCAAUCUAAUGGGUGGAGGCAUAUCAAGAAUAAAUGGUAUAUAGACCUUCGAUCUAUUUGCUUGGGGCACUCUAUGAAUAAAUAAACAGGGUAAAUCUGCAAUCUAAUUUGGUUCA